CUACAAUCCCGGGCCUCCCCUUCGAAAACGGGGGGUUGGAACCGGUGUCUUGGAGAAGGGGGUAGUCAGCAUAUAAAAGGAUCUCCGCCAUCUCCCUGAACUUCAAAGAAGACUUGAAAGGAAGCUUACACGCUAACGUGCGCCAUACCCGGGCGAAGGAGGGUUUAUUUAAACCCAGUCCUAGCAAGCGAGAGUCAUCUCCCUUAUUCCUUGAAGCCUCCUCUCCCUUACCGAUUCUACCUCCGAAAACCCCUAAAAUUCUUUCUUUCUAUCUCUCAAAGAAAGAAGAAGAGAUGGGGAUAAUAAGGAGUAGUUUCACGUUCAUGCUGGGAACCGUGUGCGGGAUUUACGUGGCUCAGAACUAUAAUGUCCCGAACAUCAAGAAGCUCGCCAACACAGGGAUUUUGAUGGCCAAACACAUCGAAGAAAAUUACCGGAAGCCGAAAAAGAGGGGCGACGAAGAUUAGCUUCCGCUACCGCUUCUGGAAUGUUCUAGAAGCAUUAGGAUUUCAGGUUAUGGGGAGCAUUUGGAGCUUUGGUAUUGCUGAAGCUGCACGAUUCUGCUACAUUUUUUUCUGUUAUAUAAUUAACCAAUGUAAUCCCAGGAUUUAUCACCAAGAGAUUUUUU
This is a messenger RNA of Magnolia sinica, 628 nucleotides long. RefSeq lists its product as uncharacterized. The transcript is spliced from 2 exons. NCBI's taxonomy places the organism in Eukaryota, Viridiplantae, Streptophyta, Magnoliopsida, Magnoliales, Magnoliaceae. Bases 294 to 467 code for a protein of 57 amino acids. The record is from RefSeq and is a predicted model, not a curated record.